Messenger RNA from Staurois parvus, 655 nucleotides. Lineage: Eukaryota; Metazoa; Chordata; Amphibia; Anura; Ranidae. The record is from the annotation of a GenBank genome assembly.
GUGGGCUCCGAGUCAACUGGCAUGACCGCGGGCACUGGGGCAGGCAUUGAAUCGUCUGGCUGGACAGCGGGCAUGGGUCACCAGGCAUCAGGUCAUUUGGCUCGACAGCGGGCGCCGUGUCAUCUGGCAAGGCAGUGGGCUCCGAGUCAACAGGCACGACAGCGGGCACCGGGUCAUCAGGUACCGGAUUGUUGUCUGGCUCGACAGCGGGCAUCGGGUCACCAGGUAUGACAGCGGGCACUGGGUCACCAGGCAUCAGGUCAUUUGGCUCGCCAGCGGGCACCGUGUCAUCUGGCAAGGCAGUGGGCACCAAGUCCCCAGGUACGACAGCGGGCUCUGAGUCAAUUGGCACGACAGCGGGCACCGGGUCACCAGGCAUUGGAUCGUCUGGCUUGACAGCGGGCAUCGGGUCACCAGGCAUCAGGUCAUUUGGCUCGCCAGCGGGCACCGCGUCAUCUGGCAAGGCAGUGGGCACCGAGUCACCAGGUAAGACAGCGGGCUCUGAGUCAAUUGGCACGACAGCGGGCACUGGAUCAGGUACCGGAUCGUCUGGAUCAACAGCGGGUAUCGAGUCAACUGGCCUAAUAGGAUCAUCAGGCUGGAUCAGUUCAUCAGGCUGAGUGGAGGCACCAGGCUGAGUAGAGGCAUCAGGCUG